Molecule: messenger RNA, 4579 nt
Organism: Danio rerio (zebrafish)
Lineage: Eukaryota; Metazoa; Chordata; Actinopteri; Cypriniformes; Danionidae
Gene: plxdc2b
Product: plexin domain containing 2b
Cellular component (GO): membrane
Source: RefSeq, marked validated
UGGUUUCGUGCUGAAUGCAGGGAUAAGAGGCGAGCCAAACAGCACUGUUUUCUAGACGGUCUUCAACUCUGUUAGGAUUUGUUUGGGUGUGUAGGAAAACGCGUUAUCACGAGCGCGAGUCCCCGCAUCACUGAGGCGGAGAGCGGCGGAGCGGGAAUGACCAGCCGCUGACCACACGCUCUUUGCCUUUAUUUCACAUUCUCUUUGGCGACGGCACAGCGAAAGAAACUGAGGACAUCUGACUCAGUGGAUACUAUCUGCCAUGGCGGGUUCAAGCACGCUCGAUGUGUUUGUGGGGAUUGUUCUAGUUUUGCAGGCUUUGGGAAGUGUUUUCCAGAUCACCCGAGGAGAAUUAACGGCGGAAGGAGCUGCUUAUUCAAUUCUUCACGGAUGGUCACAUGACGCUGAUGUCACAGUGGAGCUGCUCAGGAGGAGACGCUGGCUUCUGAUGGAGCCUCUACCAAUGGAGACUAAGAAAGCCAGUCAGGAUGGUUUGAAGCUCGAGUCUCAGGAUUCACCCAGAACACUGGCUGAUGACGACGGAGGAGACAACAGCUCACAAAUUAUGGAGGACAUAGAUCAUAACUACUACACCUCAAAGACUUAUGGUCCCAGUGACCCUAUGAGCAGAGAAUUGUGGGUAAAUAUUGAUCAGAUGGACAAGGAGAAGGUGAAGAUUCAUGGCAUACUGUCUAAUACACACAGACAAGCAGCGAGGGUCAAUCUGUCCUUUGAUUUUCCAUUCUAUGGGCAUUUGUUGCGAGAGAUCACUGUUGCAACCGGCGGGUUCAUCUACACAGGAGAUGUGGUUCACCGAAUGUUGACAGCCACACAAUAUAUCGCUCCACUUAUGGCAAACUUUGACCCCAGCCUGUCGAGAAACUCAACCGUCAUCUAUUUUGACAAUGGAACGGCUUUGGUUGUCCAGUGGGAUCACGUUCAUCUUCAGGAUUCUUAUAAUCUGGGAAGUUUCACCUUUCAGGCCACAUUACACAAUGAUGGACGAAUUGUGUUUGCUUACAAAGAGGUGCCAGUACAGAUCGCAAAGAUAAGCUCUGUCAAUCAUCCAGUAAAGGUUGGGCUUUCUGAUGCUUUUGUGGUGGUCCACAAGAUUCAGCAGAUCCCUAAUGUGCGGAGGAAGACUAUCUAUGAGUACCACAGAGUGGAGCUGUUAAAGACCAAAAUUACCAACUCUACAGCUGUGGAAAUGAUGCCACUACGCACAUGUCUUCAAUUCACAAGCUGCACUUCUUGCAUAGCAUCACAGAUUAACUUCAACUGCAGCUGGUGUCACCGGCUCAAUAGAUGUUCCAGCGGCUUUGAUCGCCACCGGCAGGACUGGGUGGAUAACAGCUGCCCAGAUGAGACUAAGGAUAACUCGUGUGACAUUAUCAGCACCACUAAUAUGGAUCUGCUGACCACUGCAUCAGUGGUGAAGAUGAGCACAAGGAACAGAGGAACUACUGAGGGUCACUCGAGCCGAGCCCCAUCACACAUGCCCACCAGCAUACCGACAGAAGAUGACACCAAGAUUGCGCUGCAUCUCAAAGACAACGGAGCUGCUGCGGCGAAAAGUACAGCAGACAGCGGCACUCACCCGCUGCACAUGGGCCUGAUUCUCGGGAUGCUUCUGCUGCUCCUCGUAAUGGUGGUCAUAGUCCUGGUGACUGUUUACAUCUACCACCACCCGAGCUCUACUGCGGGACUCUUCUUCAUUGAGAGACGCCCCAGCCGAUGGCCAGCAAUGAAAUUUCGGCGAGGUUCUGGUCAUCCAGCAUACGCAGAGGUAGAGCCCAUGGGCCAAGAAAAAGAAGGCAUUAUUGAAUCCGAGCAGUGCUGAGGUUUGACCUUUGACUUCUUAAGUCACACACAAUCCAGCAACCCUCCUGAUGUCUAUCCACACAUCUUCUAUGAUAAAGUCCAGCAACCCUCCAGAACCCUGAUGCAGCUGAAAACACUGAGGGUGUGGAGUCUGAGCGGAAGAGACGUCCACUCAACAAAUGCUUGGGAAACACUCAAAAACACUGUCCACAGAGGAAAGUUUGUCAGUCAGCUGGAUGUAUUUUGGCUUCUGCUCAGUUCCUGGCAGGACGUGUCAAGCAGCUCUGUUAACCUUGACUGAGGCUUUGAGCCUUUCACCCUCAAAAUGGCCACCGAGCUGUUUGGUUCUCUGAUCUGAUGUGCCUCCAGGAGGGAUUUUUCUUUUCAUGACAGUUUCUGAAAUGCACAUUCAUUCAGUUGAUUUGUUGAAAAUCUUAUAUAGGCCUUUAAAUAUCGCCGAAAGGGUUUGUAGGGGUUUUAUGUUUCUCUCUCUAUGAUUUCAGCAGGUGUUUUGGAGCACGUUGGAUGACUUCAGUUACAGAUACUGUGUCUCUUCCUCUUGUUUGGAUACAAUCGGAAAAUGUUCUGUGAACAAUUGUGUCAAUAGUAUUGAUUAACACUCCUCAUCCAUACGCAAACCAUUUAGGACUUUUUUGCACAUAUUCACUUAACGCACAUAUAUUGCUUUUUUUCUGGUUUAUAUCACAGUACUAAUGCAUAUUUACAAGACAGGCGCUUGUGAGAUUGCGUGCGUGUAUAUCUUUGUUUUUAUUUUUUGCAAUUGUUGUACACAAUGAUUCCCUUUACAGAUAAUAGAAAUCAAGAAUUUGUACUGAUUUCCUUUUGAACGACAGGAAGUGAGACUGCGAGCUGUUAUCAUGACCGAGACCUUGAUUUCUUUAAUAAUAUCAGAUUAUAAUAUUUGUUCACUUAAAUCAUCCCAGCUUGAAAGAGUGGAAGCAACAAACUGAAAACUGCAAUAAUGAGUUGAUUUUGACUUCAGAAAUGUGAUUUAUUACUGUACUGAAAGAGUAACACAGCACAUCCCAACCUUAAACAUUAAUCUACAUAUUUCUGUAAUAAUCUGGAUUUUGACUAUGAAUGUUUACGAUAUAUAUCCUGAUAAAACCUAAUUAAUUAUGUCACAUAUUACCUUAUCCUUUAAAAAUGUCUCAUGAAGACAUUUCAAGUAUCGUGACCAAAGAGCUGUCCUUACACACACACAUAUACAAAUAUACACUCACCGGCCACUUUAUUAGGUACAGCUGUUCAACUGCUCGUUAACACAAAUUUCUAAUCAGCCAAUCACAUGGCAGCAACUCAAUUCAAUUAGGCAUGUAGACAUGACCAAGACAAUCUCCCACAGUUCAAAGCAAGCAUCAGAAUGGGGAAGAAAGGGGAUUUAAGUGACUUUGAAUGUGGCAUGGUUGUUGGUGCCAGACGGGCUUGUGUGAGUAUUUCAGAAACUGCUGAUCUACUGGGAUUUUCACACACAACCAUCUCUAGGAUUUACAGAGAAUGGGCCAUAAACAAGAAAAUAUCCAGUGAGCGGCAGUUUUGUGGGCGCAAAUGCCUUGUUGAUGCCAGAGGUCAAAGGAGAAUGAACAGACUUGUUCCAGCUGAUAGAAAGGCAACAGUAACUCAAGUAACCACUCAUUACAACUGAGGUCUGCAGAAGAGCAUCUCUGAAUGCACAACAUGUCCAACAUUAAGGCGGAUGGACUACAGCAGCAAAAGACCACACCGGGUCACUCCUGUCAGCUAAGAACAGGACAAUUUGCAGAGGCUCACCAAAACUGGACAAUAGAAAAUUGGAAAAAUGUGGAGUAAAUCAUGACUGGUUUCUGGAACAUGAAAAUGAGUUCACUGUUCUCAAAUGGCCUCCGCAGUCAACAGAUCCUAAUCCAGUAGAGCACCUUUGGGAUGUGGUGGAACAGGAGAUUCGCAUCGUGAAUGUGCAGCCGGAUCUGUGGUAGUGAAAUCUGCAACAAUUGUGUGAUGCUAUCAUGUCAAUAUGAACCAAAAUCUCUGAGGAAUAUUUCCAGUACCUUGUUAAAUCUAUGCCACAAAGGAUUAAGGCAGUUCUGAGGGGGUCCAACCCAGUACUAGUAAGGUGUACCUAAUAAAGUGGCCGGUAAAUGUAUAUCUAUAGAUCAAAAACAAUUGGAAAACAUUUCCUUAUUACUGUAAUACCAAUUGAUUUGCCAAUCAAACAGUUUGAUUGUCUCAGCAUAGCUAUGCAUAUUUCCUGAGCAUUUCUUUUCACGUUUUAUCGUCUCUUAGGUGUUUCAUGCAUGCAGCAUUUGUUUCUUUUUUAAUCCUCAUAACAGGGUGGUCCACCAAAUAUCAAGGUCUAAAUUCUAUUUUUAUCAACUUUCUUCACUGGAAGACCUGGUUAUUUUCUGCAGACGUAACCUGAAUGUGUAUGUGUGUGUGUGUGUGUGUGAUAAAUGAACCUAUCUUAUUGUGUAUGAGUGCACACUAAUGUGAGGUCCAAGUGGAUGUUUAUUUUGUGAAAUAAUCUCAAAUGAUACGCUGAAUGAGACCAGCUUUGUGCUCCGCAGUGACACCUGAUCUUGAGAUUUGGGGAAACAAAGAUAUUAGAGAGCUGAAUUUUUGAUAAGCGUAAUCGUCAUGUCGUGCCACACUUUGAGAGACAGUGAAACACACAAUGCUGUAAUCUGUGUACUCUUGAGUUACUACUGUCAAUUUGACUACAUAGUACAAUUUGAUUAAAUAAUAAAGUGGUUUAAAAUGA